GAAACAGGCAACUUUGAUGGAAACGACCCGCCUCAUCGCAAUCGUCGGCCUUUUUUUUUUCGCCAAUGUGGGCUGCAGGUGAGCUCAGCCGAUUGGUCCAAAUCCAAAGAGCCACCAUCUCCACCUGAAGACGCCUCCUUCAAAAGAGCCCCCAUGGAGGUGGCGCCGUUUUCAAAUCCAACUUAAGCAGUGGGCCUGACGGAGGUCGUCCCGAUUCUCUUCAGACAUGGCGGACUGGAAGACGCACAUCAACUACAACUACAACGCGUCCUACCAUGCCUACGCUUACGGCCUCAUGUAUCAAUCCGGACACGACCAGAACCACCUCCACGUUACGGGCUGGAGCGAAGGGGGGCCAUCCGAUUUGAGUAACUACACACCUGGGAUGACGCAGGUCUACUACGCCGCCGCAGCCGCCACAGCCGCCGCCACAGCCGCCAGGACCCGUGAAGAGUCUCCGCCUCAUAGUCCGGAGCAGCGCGUUGCCAACGCCCAUUGCCAUUACCAGACCUCCGCUCUUGUCUACCUCGACGAGUGUCAAGCUGGUCGCCUGCAGGCGGCUGGAACGCCCCGAGCCCACUACGAGACGCCCCGAGCCCACUACGAGACGCCCCGAGCCCACUACGAGACGCCCCGAGCCCACUACGAGACGCCCCGAGCCGAAGAAAGCAGGAAGGCCGUCAGCGAGUCCACAAGCGACUCUGAGGCUCACGCCUCUCCUGAUUCGUGGAGUUUUAGCAGUGGCCGAGAAAGUGGUCUUCCACAGGCACACCCCGGCGCGUGGGUGGAGAAAGAUCCUGGCAUUGAUCCAAACAGCAGGAGCCCUGACGCAGGAGACCAUGUUUCAAGCUCCCUUAUGGAGGAGCUGCCCUCCUGCAAUGACAUGGGCAACCACAACGCUCUGACUUUCCCUUCCCUACAAGCGCCCUUAGUGGCCCCAAACAAACUAAGCACUAACGCUGGGACCCCGAAAGGAAAGGUGCGCGUUUCCUUCUCCGAAAGCCAGAUGAACGCUCUGGUCCAGCGUUUCAGUGUGCAGAGAUACCUCACGCCGGCCGAGAUGAAGAACUUGGCUGAACUCACGGGGCUUACCUACAAACAGGUGAAGACCUGGUUUCAAAAUCGAAGGAUGAAGCUUAGGAGACACCAGAAAGACAACAAUUGGGUGUCGGAACGCUACGCCACAACCACCACUAAGAGCCAAGCCGUUCACGGAGGUGUCAUUAACCACGCUCCCCUUUAUCAAGCAGAAAGCCAAAGACCACCACUUAAGGAGCACUACAACCACACCAUGAUGGAGGCAGCCUUCAAGAAAACAUCUCCACCCAACCUGGGCUUCUAUCUUACUAGGAUGGGGAAUAGCGCCGCAGCUGCUCCUUAUUCCACAUGGUCGGCCGGCGCACCUCAAGCUGCCAUGGCCACUAGGUCACAGGCGGUUGGCUGGUCCGUGCCUCCAAGCAUUAACCAGUAUGACUACUACCCGGGUGCGUUCCACUCGAGCCAGCCAGACACCAGCUCGGAUGGCAAAGAUGCAGAGUCCGUCACCGGCCAGAACGCACAAAAUCUAGUCGUUGGACAUGACAUGGGCCAGUAGGGGGCUUCUGUUGUGUGUGUGUGAGCAUUCUUCUUUGCAGAGGUCCCAAAGUCAUUUUUUUCUUCUUCAUCAUGUUGGUGUAUAUAGUUGAGCAAAACUAUUUUUGCCUUUUUUAACACCUGGUUUUAUUUUUAUAUACAAGUUUGAUGGUGUGCUCGAUGUACACAUCAACACCUGCACACAUUCGGCUUUUUUUGGAAAUGUUUGAAGAUAAAGGACUGAUUUCAAUCUGCCCAGAAUUUCCCCUAUGAAUAAAUACAUUUGUAUGGAGACCAACCAAUGUCUUUGUGUCGAAAUUUAGUUAAGGAACACCUUGAUUUGCAAAAUACAAUUCCCAGUAAGCUAUUGGUCUAUGAGUGUUUUAUUAAAAAGAGAGGGGGAAAAAAACGGAACAAAUCACACACCUUGAUUGGCAAAAUACAAUUCCCAGUAUGCUAUUGGUCGAUUAGUGUUUAAUCCAAAAGAGAGAGCACAAAUCAUACUUGAUGGUGGGUGGCCACAAUGUCAAUAUUGCUCUUCUCACUGAUAUGAUGCGACCCAUUUUCCCUAAAUGGCACCAAAAUGUCAUUGGCGG
Molecule: messenger RNA, 2168 nt
Organism: Syngnathus typhle (broad-nosed pipefish)
Lineage: Eukaryota; Metazoa; Chordata; Actinopteri; Syngnathiformes; Syngnathidae
Gene: nanog
Product: nanog homeobox
Exons: 4
Coding region: 227-1594 (455 amino acids)
Biological process (GO): regulation of transcription by RNA polymerase II
Molecular function (GO): DNA-binding transcription factor activity, RNA polymerase II-specific; RNA polymerase II cis-regulatory region sequence-specific DNA binding
Source: RefSeq, a predicted model, not a curated record